AUGUCGGGGCUCGCAAACAGCCGCCUGAAGGAGGAGCGCAGGAACUUCCGGAAGAGCCGUCCAUUUGGCUUCGUCGCCAAGCCCGCGACGCUGCCGGACGGCUCGCAGGAUCUGAUGCGGUGGGAGUGCGUCGUGCCCGGCAAGGAGGGAACUCUGUUCGAGGGUGGCGUUUUUGCAAUGACGAUGGUGUUUGACUCCGACUACCCUCAGUCGCCGCCGAAAUGUUCUUUCGAUCUCAUCGACGGCAAGCCGCUCUGCCACCCGAACGUGUACCCCAGCGGGAAGAUUUGUCUGUCGAUAAUCAACCCCCAGGGCUCAGAUGGCGGCACCUGGACGCCCUCCACGCAGAUCAAGGUCAUCUUGUUGGCCAUCCAGACGCUGCUCGACGAGAAGGAGGUCAACCCUUUGUCGCCCGCGCAGACCGACGCGUACCAGCUCUUCACAAAGGACCGCGUGGCGUGGCGGAAGCGCGUGCGAGAGCAGCUCGCCGACAGCGUCGUCGCGACCGACGCCGCCGCCGAGGCGGGGGGGGCCGCGGAGGGCGUGCGGCCUGUUGCAACAACCUUCCGGACCAUGAUUGCCGCGGCCAAGGGUGGCGCUAGCGGGAUGAGCAGCCUGCUCGGCCUCCUCGGCAGCGCGGCGUUCGCGCUCGUUGCCGUCUACCUCGCGUCGCUCGUCACUGUCUGCCAUGGGCCGUGCGGCAACAAGAAGGACGACGUCCUCUACGAGAUGCGCAGUGCUGCCUGCUGCAGCCCGUCCGUGCAGGAUUGCGGCAACUUCCUCCCGGGCCAGGGCUCCACCUGGCUGCACGGCAUCUGCAAGCCCACCGCGCCCGACUUUUGCAACCGGCUUAAACCCAAGAGCUUCUUCAACGGCUGUUCGGCUGCGGGGGCCUUCCAGGACGCGGUGGACGACGCGGUGGACAACUUUUUCGGCCGCUAAGGGGCGUGCAUCGAAAGGGGGGGAGGCACCUCCGUGUGAGCAGGACGCGCGCGCACGGUGUGCCAGAGGAGGGACGAACGCGCGCACGCCGCGCGGAGGAGGGAGCACGGCACGCACAGCGCCACAGCACCCACACCCCGGAGCCUACACCGCCAGGCACGCAACCACGCUUUGGGCCCCGACAGCAGACUUUUUGUCCUGACUCCUGUUUUUCGGGACUCUAGAGAGCUGUUGCGCUGACGGGGAGAAGCGGAUAGAAGCUCGCAUCCGU
Emiliania huxleyi CCMP1516 is the source of this 1213-nucleotide messenger RNA. RefSeq lists its product as hypothetical. The transcript is spliced from 4 exons. Gene Ontology annotation, cellular component: nucleus. The coding region runs from base 1 to 942 and encodes 313 amino acids. Gene Ontology annotation, biological process: protein sumoylation. The record is from RefSeq and is a predicted model, not a curated record. Gene Ontology annotation, molecular function: SUMO conjugating enzyme activity. NCBI's taxonomy places the organism in Eukaryota, Haptophyta, Isochrysidales, Noelaerhabdaceae.